Cyprinus carpio (common carp) is the source of this 6273-nucleotide messenger RNA. RefSeq names its product ankyrin repeat and SAM domain-containing protein 1A-like. Gene Ontology annotation, molecular function: protein binding. The record is from RefSeq and is a predicted model, not a curated record. Gene Ontology annotation, cellular component: cytosol. Bases 478 to 3915 code for a protein of 1145 amino acids. The transcript is spliced from 27 exons. NCBI's taxonomy places the organism in Eukaryota, Metazoa, Chordata, Actinopteri, Cypriniformes, Cyprinidae.
GUUUACACGAAAUGCAAAAAUCUGAAUAUCCUGCUAAUGUGCAUCAGUCUGUCUCUUCUAGUCCUGCGCUGUUCAGAAUGAGUCACUCUUCUGAUCAUUUCCAUCAAUCCUUGAGUGAUCAGACGAGGGCAUCGCAUAAUGAGAUCCAUCGAUCUCAGUCCCCUAGAUGCUGUUCCAGCAUCAUUAGUGUAAUUAAAUGAUUGUGCGUAAUUCGGAGCGAACGCGACGUCACCGAGGAGCGCGCCCGUCGAGGAAGUGACGUGUCGAUCCGUGCCAGAGGAAGUUUGUUGCGGCGCAGGGAGAGAAGUUUCCCCGGAGCGGCUGCGAUUGGAGCGGGACUGACCCUGACACAGCCGUCGCUGUUGGACCGAGCGCGUCGUGCGGCGCGUGGAUGCGUGUUGCGGAGUCGGAGAGGCGUGCAGUGGGUUCGUGUGGCCGUGUGUUCGUGUCUCCGCCGCUCCUCCCGCUCGCGGUGACAUGGGGAAGGAGCAGGAACUGCUGGAGGCGGCGCGCACCGGGAAUCUGGCCGCCGUUGAGAAGCUCCUGUCCGGGAAGAGACCGUCGGCGGGGUCGGGCUCCUCCGGAGGUUCCGGAUCCUCCGGGAAUAUCGGGAGCGGCGGGCACAGCUCUUCCCACACGCUCUCCAGUCUGCUCAGCAUCUGGAGGGGCCCAAAUGUGAACUGUGUGGACAGCACUGGAUACACACCUCUACACCACGCUGCUUUAAAUGGACACAGUGAGGUGGUGGAAGCACUUCUGAGGAACGAGGCUCUGACGAACAUCGCUGAUAACAAGGGCUGUUACCCUCUGCACCUGGCGGCGUGGAAGGGAGACCAGCGGAUCGUCAAACUCCUCAUCCAUCAGGGGCCAUCUCACCCCAAACUCAAUGAACAGAACAAUGACAACGAGACGCCGCUGCACUGUGCGGCUCAGUACGGACACACUGAGGUGGUGCAGCUGCUGCUGGAGGAGCUGACCGACCCCACCAUGCGCAACAACAAGUUUGAGACGCCGCUCGACCUGGCGGCGCUCUACGGCCGGCUGGAGGUGGUCAAACUUCUGCUCAGCGCUCAUCCCAACCUGCUCAGCUCCAACACCAAGAAACACACCCCUCUCCACCUGGCCUCUCGUAACGGACACCUGCCCGUGGUGGAGGUGCUGCUGGCCGCCGGCGUGGAUCUCAACUACCAGACAGAGAAAGGCAGUGCCCUUCAUGAAGCAGCUCUGUUUGGAAAGACAGAAGUAGUACAAAAACUACUCAACGCAGGGAUCGAUGUGAAUAUCGUGGACAGUAAGAGUCUAACAGCGCUGGACACUGUUAGAGACAUGCCCUCUCAAAAGAGCCGACAGAUCGCCGCCCUCAUACAAGCUCAUACGAGCCGCCGUCCGUCAGACACGAGCCUCCCUCCUCCACCAGUGCCACCUCCUCAAGAGAGCCUGAGCCCCAAGAGAAAAGGAGAAAUGGAGCAGCAGGUCAGUGAGCUCAUAUCCGGUUUGUCUGUGGAAGAGAGUCCGUAUGAAGCUCUGUUUGAGGCGUCCUCGUGUGUCUCACUGGACAGUCUGGCCAGCGGAAAGUCAUCGGACAGAGACUCCGGACGACCGGACAGCGAAGCCGGGAAGAAAGAGCAACAUCCUCCAAAGAAUCAGUCUGCACAGGACGAGGAUCUCCGCUCGGAGGCGGUUUACACUAACAGCAGUGUUGAUGAACGCGCCGAGCCUCUGGAAAAGGAAGAGCACACAUAUGAACUCUUAGUCACCGCACAGACCAAAAUCCCCAACAACACACAGAGCAAAACAGAUGUGGACGUCUCAGCCAAGUCUUCCAACAGUGUCCUACCUCAGCGAAAGACCACUGCACACAUUGACCCACGACCUUCAGGGUCCAACACAAACACUCUGCAGCUGCCUGCACCUCAUUUUAGCACAGGACAGACGUCUGGAGAGAGCUCCUCGCACGGUGAGGAUAUAAGCGCUGCCGUUCCUGAGCAGUUCACUGGUCUGCUUCACGGUUCCUCGCCGGUAGUCGACAGUCAGGAGGAAGCGUUCAGACUGCCGUCCUCUGGAGUGAAGUCCGGUGAGGCUUCCAACACUUCGACAUCUGCCAGCUCCGCCCCCCUUCCCCUUCCCAAAUUGGCAGUCACCAUGGAAACCAUUCUUCAGGACACCGACCCCAAAGCUAUCUACGCCACGGUCCACAAAGAGCCACGGGAUUCGUCGAAACACAACUCACCGGCCCGUGAUUCUCCGCUGACGAGAAGGAUGCCUCCGCCGGGCGAUCUCAAACUAGCACGUAGCCUUUCGAAGUCCGACUCCGACCUGCUGGUGUCCCCACCCGGUGAGGAAGAGACGGGGUUGGGCGGCCGAAGUGAGUCAGUGUCCAACUGUAGCACCACCAAGAGAAGACUGGAAAAAUCACCUUCGUUCACUUCAGAAUGGGACGAGAGACAGAGGCAUUCCCUCUCUUUUCCAUGGAGACAGCGGCCGCCUCAGAGAAUUGAGAAGAUCAUGAACCUAAUUGGAGCCGGCAUCGACUUUUCCAAAGACCAGGAGUGCCCUGCCACAGGUGGAUCCGGGAGGCUGCUUGAACAGCCGGUCGGUGAUUGGUUGGAGCAUAUAGGCCUUCCACAGUAUGAGAGCAAGCUACUGCUCAACGGCUUUGAUGACCUACGAUUCAUGGGAAAUGAUGUAAUGGAAGAGCGAGACCUGAGAGAAAUUGGCAUCACGGAUCCGGCACAUCGCAGGAAGAUCCUCAGUGCUGCACGUUCUCUACCAAAGGUGAAAGCAUUAGGCUGUGACGGGAGCACGUCCCUCGCUGCGUGGCUGGACGUCCUGGGUCUUCAGGAAUACCUGCAGAACUUCCUGUCCAGCGGCUAUCGCACGCUAGAAUGUGUGAAGAACCUGUGGGAGCUGGAGAUUGUCAAUGUGCUGAAGAUCACAUUGUUGGGCCACAGGAAAAGGAUUAUUGCAUCAUUAGCUGAACGGCCGUAUGAGGAGCCUCCGGUCAAACCACCCCGCCUCUCUCAGAUCAGAUGUCAGGAUCUCAUGUCCCAGACCUCGUCUCCUCUCAGUCACUCAGACUCCUACACGCGCUCCAUGGAUCCCCUGUUACCUGCUGGUGAUUCUGGGAGGAGAAGAGGUCCCGACUCGGAAUAUGACGUGGCUGUUCGACAACGGCCCAGUGACAGACCACAAGAGAGAUUUGAGGAACGUCAGCGGGAGCCUCGCUUGACCUUACGACCCCCGAGUCUGGCUGCGCCGUACACACCGGUCCAGAACUGGCACCAUCAGCCCGAGAAGCUCAUCUUCGAAUCAUGCGGUUACGAGGCCAACUAUCUGGGCUCGAUGCUGAUUAAAGAGCUAAGAGGAACAGAGUCAACGCAGGACGCCUGUGCUAAAAUGAGGAGGUCAACAGAACAGAUGAGGAAGAUCCCCACCAUCGUCCUCUCCAUCACAUAUAAGGGUGUGAAAUUCAUUGAUGCUGCCAACAAGAACAUCAUUGCAGAACAUGAGAUCAGGAACAUCUCAUGUGCAGCUCAGGACCCAGAGGACCUCUGCACAUUUGCUUACAUCACUAAAGAUCUGCAGAGCAGCCAUCAUUACUGCCAUGUGUUCAGCACCGUAGAUGUGAACCUGACCUAUGAGAUCAUUCUGACGCUGGGACAGGCGUUUGAAGUGGCCUAUCAGCUGGCACUGCAGGCCCAGAGGACCAGACAGCAGCAGAGCGCAGCCGGAGCGACGGAAAUCAUCGAGACCAAGAGCAGCAGACCUGUCCCCAAACCACGAGGGAGUAUGCGCAAGUCAGGGGUGGAAGCGAUGGAUGUGGACGCUCACGCUCAGAGCAGUGCCACCUGGAUCCUGGACUCCAAAGAUCCCAAGCGCACCGUCAGCACCAAGUACGAGACCACCAUAUUCUGAUCGGACCGCCCCCUCAAACCUUUUCCUUUCGCUCUGUGCCUUCACUCUCUAGAUAGACUCUGACCUCCCCUCGCCGACGGGACCGAACUCCUUCCCCCUCGCUCUCCUCUUCAUUCACUCCGUCUCUCUCACACAGUCCCGAAGCCUAGUUCUGCUCUGGCUGUCCAACAACCCUUUCCUGAGGCUGAAACAAACCUCCACUCUUACUCCACAAACACAUUUCCUCACGAUCCUCUGCCCUUUAAGUUGGUUCAGGUAUGCCGCCCAGUUUAGGAGCCCCUCUCACCUGUAGUCGUAUCACAACUGGCCUGAAACCAGACUAGAACAUCUCGUCAUCUAACCUUCCUGUUUCAAACGUGAAGAAACUAACAUUUCCUUCUCAUUCUGCUCGAAGGACUCUCCCUCCAUCCUCCACACUGACGGUUUUUCUCUUAACGAGUUUCUCUCUCUUUUCCCCUUCUGUGGUGCUCAUCUCUGCCAGGCGUCGAGCGCAGUGAGACACUGAUGAAGACUUCCUCUUCAGUCUGAGCUAAAACAGCUGGACUCCAGUAAACGUGUAGCAUCCGAUCAAAACAGUCCACACCGCCGAGGAUUACGAUAGAAGGCACUUUCCACGAAUAGAAUACGCUGACCGCUGUGUCGGAUGCCAGACAUAAAGGAAAGUUGGGAUGCCAGUGACAGCAUGACUGUGGAUGAAACAUCACUUGUAAUUGUGUGUGUUUAUAUAUAGAUCUAUGUAAGUGUCAAAAGUCUCCUCCCAUCCAUCGGCAGGUUUUCACCUUGAACACACAAACACACGAGCCAAAGACAAACAAACAGCAUCCCGUCCAGUUUAACACACUUAACAGAACCCCUCCCCCUCUGAAAAACAUCUUGCUUUUAUCAGAUUUCUGACGCGUUCGAGGACUAACACUGGAAACACAGCAGUCACUGUAUUCUCCCGCAAUAACAAGAGCCAGUGUUGACGUUGCCUUUGCUUUGAUUUCUUCGAGUUUUGUUUUAUUUUUAUUGUGAAGCGACAGUCGACACGCUCCUGUUUUGUCUGUGAUUUUGCCGUCUAAACUGAUGGUCUUUCAUCUCACAAAGUGUAGAUGCUUUUAUUUUGUCUGAUAACUUCGAAAAUAAAUACAGCAGGUUAGAAACACUGAUUCAGUUCAGCAAAACACUGAUUAGAGAGAACAGUCUUGUCUUUUGAUGUCCAGUUAAGAUCAAUCCAUCCGUAAGUUUGAUUCUUACUGUCAGUUUUUAAAGUCAGGUGACCAACAGGCUUUAGUACAGAUGUUUGUCAAGAUAAAUAAUAUGGUCAAGACCAUUCAAACAUAAGAAUUGUGAACUAUGGUGCGAGUUUCAAUAGGAAAGGUUUGGCCUUUGAAGGUCACAGCCAGAAACUCGGUGCCAGAUUAGUAGGAGAUACUCUGUGUUGUGACGUCUUAUGGUACACUAUUAUGAUAAGUUAAUAAGUUUAUGAUGGCAUGAGAACGGUACAGUCCAGAUCCUGGUACUUGUAGUGACUCUUACACGUAUACUGUGAUUUCUUAUACAAAACAAUGGCGUUAAUGUGACACUACAAACAACAGGGUGUUGUUUUUAUGUGUAGAGUUUUGUGUCUUUCCUUUAGUGAUUAAGUUGCAGAAAGCAGGGUAUGUCUAAAAAAUAAAAACGAAACAGAGGAAAAGGUUUAAAAAUUAAAAUUUGCAUAUUCAUCUGUCUUGGACGAACCUGCGCUUAUAUUUUUGUAGAUAGUCAUACGUAAAUAUGAGUUGUAGAUGGGAAAUAUUCCUGUAUUCAUUUAACCCUAGUUUACAAGGAUUUUAAGUCUGGUACUUUUUAAUUUCGAUUUUUCAUUUUUUUUUUUCAUCAUUUUUAACAUGGUACGUUAAAAAUGGGUAUAGUGCUAAAUACAAGCAGAUGCUAAUGCUAGCACCUGUAACAGCCGCAGUGUUUGCACAACUAAUCACGUUAGCAAAUACAACCGUGACAGUUCGGAUCAUAUUCUUGGCUAAAUGAUUAAAAUAUAAACAGUAUCGAAUUGUAAAGUAGUCCUGGGUGGUCUGUCUUUUGAUACUUGAAUGAUUCUGCUUUUAUAGAUCUCUCUCUCUAUAUAUGUAUAUGUAUGUAUGUACUGUAUCUAUUUUUUUUUCUUUACAUUUUUGGUCAUGUUUUUUGUCAUAUGUAGAGAGGAACGUCUUUUUAAAGCUCAACAUAUCAUGAUGUAAGUGAGCAUGAGACAAUGACAAUGGAUUCUCUGAGAGACCUUGCUACAGAAUCAAAGAACGAUUGUAAAUAAUCUUGGGCUUCCAGUCUUUUUUAUGAUUAUUAUUUUUCAUAAUUGUACAUCCAAUAAAUGAAGAGAUGAUA